This is a messenger RNA of Naegleria gruberi, 11232 nucleotides long. RefSeq lists its product as uncharacterized. The coding region runs from base 1 to 11232 and encodes 3743 amino acids. The transcript is spliced from 6 exons. Gene Ontology annotation, biological process: motor neuron axon guidance. The record is from RefSeq and is a predicted model, not a curated record. Lineage: Eukaryota; Heterolobosea; Eutetramitea; Acrasida; Naegleriidae.
AUGGCACUGAGAAACAUUUCGAAUGCAACAAUAGUUAAAUCAAUUGUUGUUGCAGCAGUUGUUUUGGGUACUUUGAUAGGUGCCCUAGUGAUUACACUCGCUGUUACUCUAACAAUCAAGUCUGAUUUGAAUGGCCAAUUCACAGAUUAUGUUAAAGGAUACAAGAAUAGUGAUAUUGUAGUCCAACCAACAAUUUCAACAACAUCUUCCAGUUCUCCUGCUCAAUUAGACAUUUCACAACAAGGAUUAGAAAAGCCAUAUCAUGGCUCCCUCAGACUAGGUUCAAACAAUACCAUCAUCUACCACUCUGAGAAGUAUUUCUCAGGUAAUGAUACUUUUGAAUAUUAUGUUACCUAUGGCGAAAGCUCUUCUCUAAAAGUAAAGAACAGAGUAUCCAUUCUAGUUAUGAAUAGAGAUCCAAAAGCUGUACCACUCACAUUCGAAAUACCAAAGAAUUCUCAUGAUAACAUCAUUGAUAUCUUUGAAAAGAAUGAUAAGUUUGGAAUGAAGGUUACUGAUGACGAUGAUGAUAUUCUCGAGUUGGUUUCAGUAUCCACUCCAAAAUUGUCUGGCUCUGUUGUCUCCUCCAAUAGUAAGCAAAUUAUCUACACUCCAUGCACUAAUUGUAUUGGUGUAGAUUCUUUUACAUAUACUGUUACUGAUUUCAAUUCAACAGUCUCCUCCACAAUUACUAUCAACUUGGUCAAUACUCCACCAAAUGCUGUUAGAGAUGAUUUUACCAUUAGCAAGAACAAGUUGGCAACUCUCAAUGUCCUCUCCAAUGAUAUUGAUGAGAAUCUUGACGAGUUGUACAUCAUCUCUGCUGGAACUGGUGAAGGUUCUAUUGGUAGCGUUGUUGUUUCAACAGACAGAAAGUCAUUGAUCUAUUAUCCUAAAGCUGAUACUAAGCCAUACCUUGACGUUUUUAGUUAUGUCAUUACAGAUGACUUGAAUAAUCCAAAUUCAACCUCUACAGGUUCUAUCCAUGUUACAGUUACCAAUUCACCACCUAAUGCUCCUGAAACCAAACAAGUUUCAGUUUCCAAGAAUUCAGCCAACUCUACCAUUGAUCUAACCUUUACUGAUAAUGAUAUUCUUGAUACUGUGAAUGUUGAAAUAUUAUCAACACCAAAGAGAGGUUACUUUUCUUUUGUUCAACAAAAGUAUAUUGAUUCUGUUGAUUAUUUGGGUCAAAUCUAUGUAGAUGUUCUCAAGUUAAGAUAUCAAUUAUUGUACUCUCCAGAGAAAGGUGUUUCCUAUUCUGAGAGUUUCAAUGUAAAGGUAACAGAUGGCUACUCAAGUUUGAUUACAAGUAUUAUUAUCAAUGUGGUCAACACUCCUCCUAUUUCUGUUAAUGAUACCAUUACAUGUACAAAGAAUAAUGAAGUAGUUGUUGACGUAAUCUCCAAUGACUAUGAUGUUGAUGGUGAUUCUAUCAAGUUGUCUACCACCGAUUGGGAGCCAAAUAGUUUCAAUGGUGGAGAAGUUUUCAGAACUGAUGACAGGUCAAUAACAUACAAAGCUCCUCAAGGGUUUGUUGGUAUUGAUACUGUAAGAUAUUACAUUACUGAUGGUGAAUCAAUUUCAUAUGGAUUCUUGACUGUCAAUGUUCAAAGUGUAAAGCCGAUUGCGGUGAAUGAUGUAUUCUUUGUUCCAAAGGGACUCAAGACGUUCUUGAAUGUAUUGAACAAUGACUACAGUCCAAGUAAGGAUGAAAUUUUGUUAUCCUUUGCUACCAUUAGAAGUGUUGAAGAAUCCAAUGUAGUACGUAGUCUCAGAAAUAACGUCUAUGGUUACGAAUACUCUGCCUCAGAUGUGGAAUAUGUCGAUACAUUCAAUUACAAGGUUGUUGAUGUUUUUGGAUUGACUUCCGACUCUGCAGUAGUAACUGUUAAGGUUGUAAACACUCCUCCAAAAGCUGUUGAUGAUGUCAUUUCAGUUUCUUGGAAUAGAGAUGCUGUUUUGAAUGUUCUCGAAAAUGACUAUGAUGAAAAUCCAAGUGAUAAUCAAUUACUUGUUGUUAAGAGAACUAUUCACGGAGAAAAUCAAACAGUUCCUACUCCAGUCAUCUUUGAAUCAGGAAAGAAGUUACUCCUUUCCCCACCAAAUGGCUUCACUGGUACUUUUGAAUUUUUCUAUGUUAUUUCUGAUACUUUUGAUGAAUCUAAUGUGGCUAAAGUUACCGUUUCUAUUGUAAAUCACCAACCAAUUGCUAAUGAUGAUCAUGUUAGUGUUCAUUGGAGAGAUGGAAUUUCUGUUAUUAAUGUUUUGCAAAAUGAUAGUGAUGAAGAUGGUGAUAUCCUAUUAAUCAAGUCUUUCACUCAACCAUCCAAAGGAUUUGUGGUCAAGAAAGCACUCCCUGAUGGAACUGAAGUAUUUGAGUACUCUAUUCUUGCUUCUGUAAAAUUUGUCGGUAUUGAUAGUUUCCAAUAUGAAAUUACAGAUAAUGGCAAGUCCUCAACAGCCACAGUCUAUGUCAAUGUUACCAACUUUUCUCCUGUAGCUAAUGAAGAUUCCUACAAUGUACAUUGGAACGCAGAGCAACAAGAGUAUGAGAUUCUCUCUAAUGACUUUGAUGGCGAUUCUGAUCCAUUGAAAAUUGUUCCAAACUCUCUCAUAAUACCAAGUCAAUUCAGAGGUCAAACUGAAAUCAAUGCUGAUGGAACUGCAAUCAAAUUCAAACCUUCAGUUUCAGGUGUAUUUACUCUCACUUACAGAAUUAGUGACACAGUAAGCCAAUCAUUGGACACUAAAGUUACUUUUAAUGUGACCAACUUGGACAAACCGCUCCUGAGAACAAUCGAAAAGAACAUCCAUUGGACUAUGAACCAACCAAUUUCUAUUCCUAUCACAACUUUCACAAGAGAUUCUGAUGGUGAUUUGCUUGUCAUUUCUUCAGAGUUUGUGAAACAACCAACUAAUGGUAGUAUUGAGAGUGUUAAUUAUGGAGAUGCAAAUACAGUACCAUCUCUUGUUUAUAAGAAGAAUCCAGGUUUCUUUGGUUCUGAUAUCAUUCAAGUUUUAUUGACUGAUGGUUUAGACUCUGCCAUUAUUACUAUCAAAGUCAAUUCUAUCAAUCAAAUUCCUCUUUGUCAAAGCACUAUAAAGGAAUCAGUAUUUUGGAAGGAUUUACCAUACGUUAGAAAUAGUUUACUUAUUGCAGGUGCACUCGAUCAAGAUAGCGAAGAUAUUGUCUAUUUGAAGAGCGUUGCCAACAGCUUUAAUGAUAUUUCUGUUAAUGGUGAUGAAAUAACAUUCUCUCCAUUGAAGGGAUUUGUUGAGGAAAGAAAUGCUCAAUUGAUAUUCUCUGACGGAUUGGACAUUUGUACAAGUAUUUUGAAAAUCAAGGUAAAUGAUUCAAAGCCUCAAGCAACCCCUACUAUCAGUAUGAUUCACUGGUCUAAAUCAUCUUCCCUAAUUGAUGUCUUGUCUACUAUUGUAGACGCUGAUGGUGAUUCAUGUGAUUUCAGUAUCAAGUCACAAUCUGACUACUCAAUUGGAAGUGCCAGUAUUGAAUUGAAUGCAAAUACUAAAUUUGUAAAGUGGACUGUAUCUAAUGAUAAGAACUUAGGAGAAUCCACUUUUGAUAUUGAAUUCACAGAUGGUUAUUUAACAGAUACAGCAACUUAUAGAGUCCAAGUUUACAACAAUAUUCCAAUUGUUCCUCAAAAAACCAUUGAAGUCCAUUGGUCCAAAUAUUUGAAUGAUCAAGAAGAUACCAUCUACAUUGCUGCUUUACUCACAGAACCAAGUUCUGGAAGAGUAGAAAAGAUUUCAACCACAACUGUAAGAUAUUACUUACCUGAAGAUCACUCUGUUUUGGGUGAUUUUACUUUCCGUUACUCAGUCACUGAUGGUACUGAGAUUGCUGAAGCUAAUGUUACUGUAGAUAUUGUAAAUAGAGAUUAUCCAAUAGAUGCCUCUAUUUCAAGAUCUAUCCAUUGGAGAGAAGCUGUUUCUGGACUUGCAAUCAACAUUGUUCCUUCCAAGAAUGAUCAAGAUGGUGAUUUAAUAAUUUUAAAUAUUGUUGAAUCAAACAAUCCUGGCAUAUUUAGCAUUUCCAAUGAUGUUAACUUGCUCGUAAAGAGUGAAGAACCUCUCAAGGGAGACUUUAACGCCUCAGUUUCUAUCUUUGAUGGUAUCUCUGUUGCUAAUGCACAUAUUCAAACCUCAAUUUACAAUCAUGCUCCAACAUCAAGGGAUUUGUAUUUCAACUUCCACUGGAGUACAAUUAGUAGAGGAGUCUAUAUUGAUCUAGUUCAACGAUCAAAUGAUAUUGACUUGCAAGAUAAAUCAAAGUUGAAUAUCAAGCAUGCUCAAGUUAUUGCUGGACCAGAUGCUAAUGCCGUAACCAUUGUAAACAAUACUCUUUACUUCAAGCCAAGCAUUCUUGAAAUUGGCAACACAACAAUUGAGUUUAUUAUUAGUGAUGGAUUUGAAGAUUCUGAUUUACAUACCAUGAUUAUUGAAAGUAGAAGUGUUGUUGCUCAGAAAGCAGAUCAAUACUUUGAUGCUCAUUGGCGUUCGUUUGCUUUUGGUAAUAUCUAUGGUCUCGAUGAAUCAUUCAGUAAUGAAGAAAUGAUUACCUUAUUGGAUGUCAUUCAACUUCCUGAUCAUGGAGGACAAGUAUCCAUUAGUACUAUUAGAAACGUUACUUACUAUCCUAAAGAAAACUUUGUUGGUACUGAAGUUUUUGCUGUUUCCUACACAACAGGCAUUACCUCAUCAAAUAUUACUGUUCAUGUUAAUGUCUAUAACAAUAAUCCACAAGGUGCUCCAAAAGAUUAUGAAACUCACUGGAGAAAUCCUGUUUUGAUGAAUAUUCUUAAUGGUGCCUUUGAUGAAGAUGAAUACGAUAGAUUCUACUUGUUCCCAGAGUUGCUUGAAGAGUCAACAACAGGAACUUUGUCACAAAUUGCUCCUGAUGGUUCUGUAACCUUUACUCCAAAUGUUACUUCUGGUUUUAUUGGAACAACUACCUUCUAUUACAGAAUCAAUGAUGGAAAUAAGGUCUCUUUACCAACUCCUGUAACAAUUACCAUCAAUAACAAUCCACCAACAUCACACACUAAAGUAUUGAAUAUAAUGUGGAAGAAUUUCCUUGAUGGUGUUGAUUUUGACAUUAUUUCAACAAAUCCAACAGACACUGAUUCUGACUCUUUAGAUAUUCCAUUCUUAUUUGUAAAGAGUUUCAAUCAACCAUUGCCUUUUGGAGAAGUUUCUCGUUUAUCUUCAUCCAGAGUCAAGGUUCAAGGUAAUGGCGAUAAUGUAAUCUUGAAGGCUGUCAUUCACCAAGCAGCUAAGGGAACUGUAUCAAUCAUUGAUUCCAAGACAAUCAAAUAUCAAAGCUCAUUUUCUUUCAAGGGUAGUGAUUCUUUCACUUUACAAUUAUCAGACGGAUACAACCUUGUUACUGUUGAUUUGGAAAUUGAUGUUACUAACAAUUUACCAACCUUGAGUGAUAUUUCUAUCCAAACUCUUCACAGAUUAUCUGGAAAUGUAAUUAUUCCAUUGAUUAACAGAACCGAUUCGUUGAAACCAAAAGAUUUGGAUAUUCUCGACAAUGACAAGCUUACCAUUUCUGCUUUCACUCAACCAGGUAUUGGAAGUGUUGUUUUUUCUGAUGCUACACAACUUUCAUUCACCUUCUCCAAUGUUUUGGGUGGUUCAAUUGCUCUUGAUAUUUUGAAGGAAUCUAAUGCUUUAGAUGCUGAUGGCGACAAUUUGUUCGUAAAGAGCUUUACUCAACCAAGUGUUGGUUCUGUAUCUUCCUUGAAUACUUCUCAUGUCACAUUUAGUCCUGUUGCAUUUAAGGCAUUUACAACAAGCUUCAAGUUUACUGUUUCAGAUGGUGCUCAACAAGUUGAGAAACAAUUUGACAUUUCUAUUACAAACACCAAUCCAAAGGCAGUUGAUGACAGCUUGAACAAAUUGUGGAGCAACAAGGUGUUCACUUUCUCUCCAUUGGUUAAUGAUUAUGAUGAUAAUAAUGAUCAAAUCACUAUCGUCCCAGAGUUGACUGAAAAAGUUUCAAGAUUGCGAUCAGCCUCAAUUACUGUAAACAGUGACUUGAAAACUAUUACCUAUUCUGAUACAGGUUCACUCACUACAGGAUCUGAUUCCUUCUCCUAUACUAUAACAGAUGGUGUAGCAACAAGUUCUGCUAUUGUUUCUAUCACUUUUACUAAUACCGAACCUUCAGUUGAAUCAUUUGAAGUUUCUGUCAAGUGGGAUCAAUCUAUUACUUUUGAUAAUCUCCUUGGUAGAUGUAAAGAUCUUGAUGGUGAUGCAUUGUCAUUUGCUGGUAUUACUCAAGGGAUGUUAGGAACUACUCAAUUGAUUGACUCUCAAAUCGGAACUUCUAAAUAUACACCAAAUCGUGCCUUGACCUAUACCAACAAACCAUCGACUGGUAAUUGGACAGUUGUUGAUACUAUCCAAUACUCAUGCACAGAUAGUGUUGUUCAAAAGGCAGGUACCAUUUCAAUCACAAUUUACAAUGAACCACCAAAAGGAAACGAUAUUUCCAUCUCUCAAGUUAGAAAUUACAAUAAUCCUCAAAUUUCAAUUGAUGGAUAUUCAAUUUUAUCUCAAUCUAGUGAUUCCAAUGGAGAUUCUAUUACAAUUACCAAAGUCAAACUCUAUGAUAACCAAAAUAUUGAAACUUCUGUUGUUUUACAAGCUGACAGUUCCAUCAAAUUCAAAUAUGGCAAGUCUUUCAUUGGAAUUCAAAAAUUCUACUAUACUAUUUCAGAUGGACAACUUGAAAACACAUACACAUAUUCUGUUGAAAUAUUGGGAAGCCCAUCUUUGUGCGUCGAUUAUACCAUUUCUACAUUCAAAGACGCUUUGUCAACAGCAUUCGGAUCUGACUUGAAUUCCAAGUUGAAUUUGGCAUUUGAUGGCGAGCCAAUCUCUGUAACAGUUUCUGGAACCUCAACCUUGAGCUCUGUUGGUACUAUUAGCACUGUUGAUAAUACCCUCACAUAUACUCCAAAUAAGAGAAGAUCCUGUAUUAACAAUGCUUGUUAUGCCACCUACACAGCAAUCAAUGCUGCUGGUCAAUCAGCCACUUGUAAGAUUAUUGUCAAUCAAUCUAACCAAGCUCCAAAUAAUCCAAGCUAUACCUACAAGUAUUCUGCCAGAAGAGAUGGAAACAACUUGAUGAUCUUUGAUUAUCUUGUUGAUGCAGCUGUAACCGAUCCUGAUAGUACAGACAGCGUUUCUAUUCAAUCAAUCUCAAGUCUUGGAUCAUGUUCUGAUAAGGCCACUAUUUCUGUUAGUAAUGGAAAGAUUUCAUUCACUAGACAAGCCACCUUCCUUGCUUCCACUUGUACAUUCAACAUUAAAUUACAAGAUGAUGAUGAAUUAACACCUGCUACAAGCAUUGCCUCUAUUACAGUUAAUCCAACUAUUUCUCCACCGUUGGCAGUUUCUGAUAACAUUAUGGCCACUUUCAAUUCCAACAGAGAUAUUGAUGUUUCUGUUUUGCUUCAAAAUGAUAUUGAUUUAUUGGGAGGUAGCUUUACAUUUGAUGGUUUAUUCUGCCCAGACGCAACUUACUGCAAGAAUGGUCUUCCAACCUUGUUGAAUGCCAACACUGUUAGAAUUCCUUUCAAGACUGGAAGUUGUGAAGCUGAAAAGGUUCAAUACAGAAUCAAGUCAACCCAAGAUGGAUCUGUAUCAUAUGCCAAUAUUAUUAUCAGAUAUGCUGGUUGUGUUUGCGAAAAUAUUUUCGACGUUGUUUUCAUUGUUGAUGGUUCUUAUUCUAUUUCAGAUGCCAAUUGGGUCAGUUUGAAAUCAUUCUUCUCCAAUAUUACCCAAAGCUUGAACGUUGGUCCUUCUGCAACUAGAAUUGGUAUUGUUCAAUACAGUUCUGAUGCAACUGUUGAAUUAGAUCUGAAUAGUGGAACUUCGUCUAAUGCUAUUGUCAAUCGUAUUAGUAAUAUUGCUCAAAAGAAAUCAGCAACUGCUUCAAUUUAUGGUAUUGAUAAGGCUGUUGAAUUGAUGGUCUCUCAAGGAAGAAGUGAUGUUCCAAACAAGCUCUUUAUUCACGUAACUGAUGGUCAAAGUAAUAUGCCUUGCUCAUGUGGUGAAUGUAAGAAUUAUUAUGGAACAUUUGAAGGAUGUAACUCUGUCUUAUAUCCUGGUAAAUCGUGUGACUAUUGCUCAUGGAAUGAUCCUCAAAGUCGUUGUGCACCUUGUUCAGAUUACACAGAAAAAUGUCAAAGAAUUAACAAGUGGAGAAGUGGUAAUAAUGAUAAUCCUGAACCAUCUAAGAAUUGGAAUUAUAGAAUGAUGGCUAUUGGUAUUGGAUCUGGUGUCAAUAAUCCGUACGGUCUAGUUCAAUUAGAAAAAUCAAACUAUGACCCAUCCCUCUUCCAUUUAUUCGAUUGGAAUGAUUUGAAUUAUAAGAUGAUUGUUGAUGAAUCAUGUGCUGCUUCUUAUAACAUUUAUGGUGAAACUGCUCUCCAAAAUACUACUUACGCUGAUUCUCAAAUUACAGUUCAAUAUUCUGGUAGAAGUGUUGUCAAUCAAUCAAAUAUUGCUAGUACAACAUUUACCUAUGUCUUGACAGCACCAACAAGCACAAAGCAAAAGAGUAUCAAGAAAUUCGUACUUUCCAAUUCAAUUUCUGAUCCAGAAUCAUAUGUUUCAUACAACCCAACAUUCCCUGUAUUUGUUGGAACUGAAUCCUUGACAAGCUUAUUUGGAUUUGUGUGGGACUCUGUUCCUUCCUCAUCACUUGUUCCAAUGGGAUCAUCUAAAACUGUUACCAUUACUGUAUGCGGUGAUGUUCCUGAAAGUAUGGUUUCUUUUGGUGUUGUUAGUGAAUCCUUCAUUACCUAUUCAACAAUUAAGGGACCAGCUACUUCACUCUGUGUUGAUAAGCCAGUUAUUGAUCCUAAUACUCAAUGUUUUGCUAAAUCUGGAGCUUCAUCAUGUAGUGGACAUGGUUUGUGUGUUCAACCUGAUCUAUGUCAAUGUAAUUCUGGAUACACUGGAACUGAGUGUGAAACUCCUAUUUGUUUCGAUUUGACUGGUAACUUUGCAUGCUCUGGUACUUCUAAGGGUACUUGUACUGGACCUAAUACUUGCCAAUGUCAAACUGGUUGGACUGGUACUGAUUGUUCUAUUCCAAUUUGUUAUGGUCUUGCAGCAAAUAAUGCUGGUUCUUGUAGUGGUUCCUCAAAAGGUACAUGUAUUUCUAAAGACACAUGUCAAUGCCAAACUGGAUGGACUGGAUCUGACUGUUCAGUUCCUAUUUGUUAUUCACAGACUGGAUCAUCUGCCUGCUCAGGACCAUCUCAAGGAAGUUGCAUUUCUAAAGAUACUUGCCAAUGUCAAACUGGUUGGACUGGACCUGAAUGCUCAAUUCCAAUCUGUUAUGGAUUAGCAGCAAAUAAUGCUGGUUCUUGUAGUGGUUCAUCAAAGGGUACUUGUAUUUCUAAGGAUACAUGCCAAUGUCAAGAUGGUUGGACAGGAUCAGAUUGCUCAAUUCCUAUUUGCUUUGGUCGUCCACAAACUGAUACAUUAUCUUGCUCUGGUUCCUCCAAGGGUACUUGUGUUUCAAAGAGCAGUUGUUCAUGUCAAACUGGUUGGACAGGUUUCGAUUGUUCCAUUCCAAUUUGUUAUGGUGUGAAUAGUACAUCUACAUCUGUUUGUGGUGGCUCCUCAAGAGGUUCCUGUACAUCUAAGGAUACCUGUCAAUGCCAAACUGGAUGGACUGGUUCUGAUUGUACCGCUCCUGUCUGUUAUGGAGCUUCUGGCAGUAGUGCUUGUGGUGGAUCCACUAAGGGAACAUGUACUGCACCUAAUUCUUGCUCCUGUAAGACUGGUUGGACUGGUUCUGAUUGUACAACUCCAAUUUGUUUCUCAAAUACUGGAACAUCUGCUUGUGGUGGUUCCUCUAAGGGAACAUGUACUGGUCCAGACACAUGCCAAUGCCAAACUGGUUGGACAGGAUCAGAUUGCACAACCCCAAUUUGUUAUUCACAAACAGGAUCUUCAGCUUGUGGUGGUUCAACUAAAGGUACUUGUACAGCUCCAAAUACUUGUUCAUGUCAAUCAGGAUGGUCUGGAAGUGACUGUACAACUCCUGUAUGUCCAGGAAAUUGUAAUGGUAGAGGUUCAUGUUCUGCACCAAAUUCAUGCAGUUGUAAUAGUGGAUGGACUGGUUCUGAUUGUUCCAUUCCUAUCUGUUAUUCACAAACAGGAUCUUCAGCUUGUGGUGGUUCAACUAAGGGUACUUGUACAGCUCCAAACUCUUGCUCCUGUAAUUCUGGUUGGUCUGGUUCUGAUUGUACAACUCCAAUUUGUUCAGGUGGUUGUGGUAAUGGCGUUUGUAGUUCACCUGGUUCUUGUUCCUGUAAUUCUGGUUGGAGUGGUGCCACUUGUUGGAGUGGUGCUACUUGUACAACUCCUGUUUGCUCUGGUGGUUGUGGUAAUGGUUAUUGUAGCUCACCAGGAUCCUGCUCAUGUAAUUCUGGAUGGUCUGGUGCCUCUUGUACUACUCCUGUGUGUUCAGGUGGUUGUGGAAAUGGUUAUUGUAGCUCACCAGGUACUUGUUCCUGUAAUUCUGGAUGGUCUGGCACAACAUGUUCAACACCUGUCUGCUCUGGUGGCUGUGGUAAUGGUUUUUGCAGUGCUCCUGGAAAAUGUACUUGUAAUUCUGGAUGGUCUGGCACAACUUGCACAACUCCAGUUUGUUCAAGUGGUUGUGGUAAUGGCGUUUGUAGUUCACCUGGUUCUUGUUCCUGUAAUUCAGGUUGGAGUGGUGCUACUUGUACAACUCCUGUUUGUUCAACAUGUAAUGGUAGAGGUUCAUGUGUUGGUCCAGAAAGUUGUUCAUGUAACAGUGGAUGGUCUGGAAAUCUCUGUCAAACACCUGUCUGCUCAACCUGCAAUGGACGUGGUACUUGUGUUGGUCCAGAAAGCUGUUCUUGCAGUAGUGGAUGGACUGGAAACUUGUGUCAAACACCUUCAUGCACCAAUAAUUGUAAUGGACACGGAACCUGCACUGGGCCAAAUACCUGUUCCUGUAAUUCUGGUUGGAGUGGAGCUGCCUGUGAAACUUGUAGUAAUUGUUGUUAUGGUAUUCCAGCUUCUGAUCCAAGUGUUUGUUCCUGGGGUCAAGGUAGAUGUGUGAGUGGUGCUUGUGUCUGUAUUGGUCCUUACUAUUGUGGUGCACAAUGUCAACAAUGUGGUUGUAACAAAUAUAUGUGUCCUUAA